AUGGAUUCACCAACACGCCUCUUCCCCUCGUCCCAUGCCCACCAGCCGGCCUCUGUUUCUCUCUCGAUUCUGGAUGCCACCGUCGUCCGUUUCGCCCCGACCGGCGCAAUCUGGUUCUUCGAUGACUUGGGCUCGGAGGAGACCACAUUCCUACACAAUCUCCAAGCCUCUCUGAUUCAAACACUCGACCACUUCCCCCAAUGGGCCGGUCAGUUGCAAUGGGUCCCAUUUCAGCCGGGGCGAACCCACCGGCCCAUGAUCACGUACAAUUCGGCGUCGGAUCCAGGUGUCGAAUGGUCCGUCGUGCGGCUUGCUCAGUCCAUCGCCAGUUUUGCUCCCACGGCUUCAGAACGCGCCCGCAAUGGGUUCUGGACCGGCGAUGCUUUCACGCAAAAUACAUUCCUCUCCCCGACCCAGUUAGCUCUGGGUAACCUCUGCGACUACGAGGGCCUGCCCGCCGUGACGAUACAAGUCACUCUGUUCGCGGGGGGAGGGUUUGCGAUCGGCAUGAAAGUGGCCCAUUGCCUCGCAGACGCACAAGCCCUAAUGGUCUUCACGCAGCAAUGGGCCGCAGCCUGUCGCGGAUUCCAUGGCCACACCGUCCUUCCCAUGGACGACCCGGUCUUCGAGCCAUCCAUGCUCGAUUCCAAAGCCAGCGGCGACACCAACACCCCAAACCCCGACCCAACCCUCAUCGCAGCAGCCCGUACUCUCCCCCUCCACCGCUACGACUGGUGGAAAACAUCCGACCCAGACUACCCAGCGAUCAUGGUCCCCAACACCGAGAACUCCAAACCGUCCCCGGAGUACCUCACCAACGCCACCCUCUCCCCGUCCACCCCAGCCCCCUGGGCCACCUGGGACUUCUCCAAACCAGUCAGCUACACCCAGCUCCAUUUCACCGGCCGCGAGCUCGACCAUCUCCGGCAACUAGCCCGCACGCAACUCGGGCCCCAGCAUGGCCCCAUCUCCCGCCUAGACGCCCUCCUCGCGCACAUCUGGACGCUCAUCAACCAAGCCCGCGGCUACAACCAGUCCUCGGACCAAGUCUAUCUGAACCUCAGCUUGGGCGCUCGCACGCGCGUCUCGCCGCCCCUCCCGGAUACGUUCAUCGGGUCGCCGAUUUUCAUCACGCACGCCUGCGCUUCCGGUGAGGAGGUAUGCGCGUCGAGCGUGGGGGAGAACGCAUCCCGGAUCCGACAAACCAUCCAGCAGUUCACGCCGGAGAAGCUGGGCGCGAUGCUGUAUGAUGCGGGAAGGGAGGUUGCGCCGCAGCGCCUGUGGCAGGCGUUUAUGGGCAAGAAGCAUACGCUGAUCACGUCCUGGUUGCGGCUGGGGGUGUAUGACGUGGAUUUUGAUGGACACGGCCAGAGGCCGAGAUACGUCCAUGCCAUCAUGCCGGAGAUGGAUGGCUGUGUGCAGGUCAUGGAUGCCGGGGUGGACGAUAGGGGGGUCGAUUUGGCGGUUUAUUUGGAUGCGGAGGUGCUGGGGAGGGUGUUGGAGAGGAGGGUUCCUCUGGAUGUGAAGGAUGAGCAGUGUGGGUAUUUAUAA
Molecule: messenger RNA, 1551 nt
Organism: Aspergillus bombycis
Lineage: Eukaryota; Fungi; Ascomycota; Eurotiomycetes; Eurotiales; Aspergillaceae
Product: transferase family protein
Exons: 1
Coding region: 1-1551 (516 amino acids)
Molecular function (GO): acyltransferase activity, transferring groups other than amino-acyl groups
Source: RefSeq, a predicted model, not a curated record